Acinonyx jubatus (cheetah) is the source of this 1991-nucleotide messenger RNA. It is a transcript of the gene TAFA1, whose product is annotated as TAFA chemokine like family member 1. Gene Ontology annotation, biological process: neuroblast differentiation; regulation of neuroblast proliferation. Gene Ontology annotation, molecular function: receptor ligand activity. The record is from RefSeq and is a predicted model, not a curated record. The transcript is spliced from 5 exons. The coding region runs from base 489 to 887 and encodes 132 amino acids. Lineage: Eukaryota; Metazoa; Chordata; Mammalia; Carnivora; Felidae.
UACAGAGGAGGGAUGUAUCGAAACAGACUACCAGACUACUGCUACUUACAGCACCGUAUAGCAGCCCUGCUCCUGCAUUUUGCUGCCUUACUCUGCCCUGAACGCACAGGACCGGGGAUGGUCCGUCAUUAACUGUAAACUGACUCUCAUCAGGAAACUGCACAUUAUUCCACCAUCCCUUCAAAGGUCUCAUCAGGCAGAGGUGACGCCAGGAGAUGAUUUAAAGGUGAAAAUGACAAGGUUUCCACCCCUCAAACCUUGGCUCCUUUUCUGACAAUACAGUCUGAAUGCACCCGAUGUCUUCUUUACUGUGGAAAUAGCAUCGGAAGAAAAAACAUAUUUUUUAAUCCUGAUAAAGAAGAUUAUUGGGAAGCUCUUUUUUUAAAAAAAAAAAAUCUCCAAUUGUGCACAGAUGGAUUUUAGAAAGUGUUAGAGCUUUCCAAUGAACACUAAUAGAGUACUCUGCUCUUGGCUGGAUUUUUCAGAGGAUGGCAAUGGUCUCUGCAAUGUCCUGGGUCCUGUAUUUGUGGAUAAGUGCUUGUGCAGUGCUCCUGUGCCAUGGAACCCUUCAGCACACCUUCCAGCAGCACCACCUGCACAGACCAGGAGGGACAUGUGAAGUGAUAGCUGCACACAGAUGUUGUAAUAAGAAUCGAAUCGAGGAGCGGUCACAAACAGUAAAGUGUUCCUGUCUGCCUGGAAAAGUGGCUGGAACGACAAGAAACAGACCUUCCUGCGUCGAUGCCUCCAUAGUGAUUGGGAAAUGGUGGUGUGAGAUGGAGCCUUGUCUAGAAGGAGAAGAAUGUAAAACGCUACCUGAUAAUUCCGGUUGGAUGUGCGCUACAGGCAAUAAAAUUAAGACCACAAGAAUUCACCCAAGAACCUAAUGGAAGCAUUUGUUAUAGUAGCAAAGGAAAACCACCUCUGCAGAAAACACAUUUUAAGAAUUUAAAACAUCUUACACAUUACAAGCCAAAUGGAUUUCUUAUUUGCACUUUGACUGGUUACCAGAAAAUCACAGUGCUUUUACUGUGUGUCAUGAAGUAUCCUAUAGUGAGAAGACCCUGCAUUUUUGGCAACACCGUGGAAAGUGGGUUUAAAAAAAGGGUUUUCUCCAUGAAAAUUUUUGGGAUUACGAAGAACGAUCAACUAUCUUCUAAUUUGGAUCUAUAGUUACUUUGUACCAUUUUAAAUAUAUGUAUAUAUAUAAUAUUUUGAAAUAUUAUAUAUUCUCUUCAAGAAAUGAACAAUACCACAGUUUGAGGCGGCUGGUGUACCUCUUUGAGUUUGGAUGUCUUGUUUUGUUUUGUUGCAUUUCUUUUUCUCUUGGCGAGGAAGACAUGUGCCCUUCUGAAAUUUCAACAUGGCACUCACACUGGAAGGCCAGCUACAGGUGGACUCCUGGAAUCUGAGGCAUCGUAACAAUACUGAAUCGAGAGCUUCCUUCUGUUUCUACCAGAUGGCCCAAGGAAGCACAUCGUCCUGUUUUAUUGCUUUCUACCCUGUGCAAUAUUAGCAUGCAAGCUUGGCUUACAUAACCAUACUUUAUAUUCAAUUGAUAUAUAAUAACCAUCCUAACCUCUUCCAGGAAAGUAUUUUUAGAACUACUAGCUUUUCCACGGGUAAGAAAAAUAAGAAUUCUUGAGGGAGCUGCUCCACCGUGCUAUUAAGACUCUGGCAAAAUUAUGGUAGAAUACGGAUCCCUGUAUUAAUAAGUUCUGUAAAUACAAUGUCUUAAGGCUUUGUAUAGCUGUCCUAGACUGCAGAAAUGUCCUCCAAUGAAAUCCAAAGUCUGGCAUCAUUAAGUACAUAGUGCUGUAGCAACAAGUCUUAUCAUGGUACCUCUUUCUAUGUUUGAUUUGCUUUUUUCAUGAGUAUUCAAAUCUCUUCUGGUGAGAUAGGAAGACCAUUAAAGCAAUUAGGUUUCAAAAUGAUCUAUGUGACCAAAUGCUGGACAGCCCUAUUAAAGUGGUAAAUAACUUCUUUCUAAA